UUGUCCGUCUGCACCAGAAAAGCUCCGUGCUCCGCCUCCGGCCCAGCUAAGGGGCUCUGACAGCAUUAACGUGAAGGGAAACAAGGGCGUUGUUAGGUUUCAGAACGAAGGUGAGUUUUUGAGUGUCCGAGUUCUCUCCCUGGGACAAGCAGAGCAGAGCCCCGCAGGCCUGGGGGCGCCGCGUUCCCGCGGACAGACGGUCCUCCCGGAGCAGCGCCACCUGCAGGGCCUGCGCCGCUGGUGGGGGACAUGCACACACUGCGCAGUGAGCGACGUUUACGUGAGAAACUCGAGCUGAACUAUGAGACUAUACAGUGUAUAUAAAUGUGAGUGUGUGUCCUCAGUUCCAAUAUAAAAUGCAUUUCCUACUGCGUAUCACAGUUUUAAAAAAACAUUUGAAGUUAUAUUAAAGAAAGACGUAGGUACCUGGGGGGACCCAGCAGCAGAGGGACUGCAGCACGGUUCCCAGGGGCACGGACUGCAGUGAAGCGCGGCGGCCACCAGGGGGCAGAAGAGCCUCAAGAUCAGCAUCUGAAAAGUUAAGAGGAAGACGGUGUUCGGGGUACCGGGACUUCGGGACAAUGAUGGGAUGAAGGGGGCGUAAGGAGAGGGUGGAGCGAUGGAACACGAGUCUUGUGACUUCGGGCACCGGAAUGGAGAGAGCCGUGGAGCUGGCCCCAUCAACCAGGCCCAGGGAAGACCUGCUGAAUCAGCUGAGCUCUGCACUGCAGACCCACGGAGAACAGUCCACAGAGUCUCCUGAAAUGUUGAGUGUUUGUUUUGAAGCACAGAUGCAUUAGUGUAUGUGGAGGUCCCAGGCUUCUGUUGGUCCCAAAGUCCCCGAACAGACACAUUCACAGCCUCUCCUGUCCGACCUCAGAGAACACAGACCCUGCAGCAGAGAGAAGUGAACACACCUGAAACCCAGGUGCAGCUCAGAUGGGGGCAGAGGGUGGAUGGACCCUCUCAGCAACGCCCCCAUGAACCUUCCCUGGAAAACCUGGAACCUGCCCAUCGGUCCCUGACAGCACCGCCCGUGGGAACCUGAACACGGUGCUGCCUGGGAGUGGAUCUGAGACCUGAGUGUCACAGGGGCCAGGACAGGUUGGGGGGCCUGCCCUCUCUCUGUCACACCUGCACUGGGCUCUGCUGUCAAAGACGUUAGUCAACGACCACAGUGACGCUGUAACUCCUGCACCUCCUCUGCUCACACACUGCCCUCUGCUGCUCUGUCCUGGUUCGUCUGCUGAACACACUGUGACACAAGUGACAUGAAGCAGGUCGUCACUGCCACCCAGACCCUCCUGGCAUCUCUGUCUGCCCAGCAGGGAACGAUGGUGAGGUGCCUGGUCCCCCGUCUGCCUGCCCUCCCUGUCUGCCUCGCCGUGGUCCAGCUGCUCAGCCCCUGCUCAGCUCAGUUUGCUGUGGUUGGACCCCCCGAGCCCAUCCUGGCCAUGGUGGGUGAAGACGCUGAGCUGCCCUGUCACCUGUCCCCGGAGAUGAGCGCUGAGACCAUGGAGCUGACGUGGGAGCGAUCCAGCCCCAGGCAGGGAGUGCACACGUACGCACACGGGCAGGAGGACACGCCGGCAGCAGAGUAUCGAGGGAGAACUUCGAUUUUAAGAGAGGACAUCACUGUGGGGAAGGCUGCUCUCUGGAUUCUCGACCUCAGAGCCUCUGACAGUGGAAACUACCUGUGUUAUUUCCAAGAUGGAGACAUCUAUGAAAAAGCCCAGGUGGAGCUGAAGGUUGCAGCGCUGGUCUCUGACCCCCACGUUGAAAUGAAGGGCUACGAGGCUGGAGGGAUCCGUCUGGAGUGCACGUCUGCCGGCUGGUACCCGCAGCCCCAGAUCCAGUGGAGAGACGCCAGGGGACACAGCUUGUCUGCUGAGGGGGACACAGAGGCUGCAGACCCCCAGGGCCUUUAUGCAGCCUCAGCCUCUGUGAUCCUGGAAGGUGGCUCUGGGGAGGGGGUCUCCUGUGUCAUCAGAAACCCCCUGCUGGGCCAGGAAAGGUCAGCCAGCCUUUCCAUCCCAGGCCCCUUCUUCCGGAACGCGCAGCCCUGGGUGGUGGCCCUGGGCGUGACCCUGCCGGCUCUGCUGGGGCUCCUGGCGGGGGCGGGCUACUUCUUGUGGCGACAGCAGAAGAAGAACCAGGCCCUGUCCCAGGAGAAGGAGAGGGAGCGAGCGGAGAAAGAAGCAGCGCAGGCGGAGAAAGAAGCAGCUCAGGCGGAGAAAGAAGCAGCUCAGGUCAAGGAGCAGCAGGAGCGAGGUGCCAAAGAGAAGCUGCAGGAUGAACUCAGGUGGACAAACAUCCAGUACCUGCCACGUGAGGAACGGUCUCAGGCCUAUGCAGAGUGGAAGAUGGCCCUCUUCCAGCCUGCGGAUGUGUUUCUGGAUCCAGACACGGCGCACCCCACCCUCCUGGUUUCUGCGGACAAGAGGAGCCUGCAGUGGGCAGACACAUGGCAGAACCUGCCAGAAAGCCCCGAGAGAUUUCAGGGGAAUGAGUGUGUGCUGGGCUGUGAGAGCUUCACGUCAGGGAGACACUUCUGGGAGUUGGACAUUCGGGACAGAAACAAUUGGAAUGUUGGGGUGUGCAGGGAGAAUGUGAGGAAAAACAAGAAUGUUAAAAUGGCCCCCAGGUAUGGAUUCUGGACAGUGGAGCUGAAUCCUGAGAAGGGUUACUGGGCUCUCACGGAACCCCGGACCCCACUGACCAAUGCAAGCCCCCCUGGGAGGGUGGGGGUGUUUCUGGACUAUGAGCUGGGGGAGGUCUCGUUCUACAAUGCCCUCGAUGGGUCUCACAUCUUCACCUUCCCACACACCCGCUUCUCUGGGCCUCUGAGGCCUGUUUUCUGGAUUAUGAUGUUCGAGCCCACUCCCUUGACCAUUUGCCCAGCACAGAAAUUGGUGGGAAUGUCCCCUGUGUCUAACCCAGGGCCUGACCCUUCCCUGGAGACCCCAGUGUCCCCGGGCUCAGCUGGUGGGAAUGGGGACCCUCAGGCUGAAGAAACGUCUCUGCUUCUCGCUGCCCAGCCUGGAGCUGAGGGCCUCCUGAACAGCAAACGUCUCAGCAAGAAAACACUCACUGAAACCACGCUGAGUGAUGGACUUCAGUGACACUCAGUUUUUCCACACGAGAGAUGAGGAGACCACGGUGCAAACAGUGGGUUAGCUUUCCAAAGGUGAGUCAGGGGCUUCAAACAACCAGAGCUGACAUCUAUACGUGACUUCACAAGUACCUGGUGCUGUGCUACCUGCUUCAGGUGAAUCUCACUCAUCCUCACAACCACCCUGUGAAACAGCCUCAUUUAGAAAGUGUGGAAACUGAGGCAGGGCCAAGUUCACUCACAUCUAUAAUUCACACGGAAUCUAGUGCUGCUGGGAGAUGUUCAUCCCCUGCCCCUCCCCCUCCCUCUCAUCUGUCCCUUUGCAGCUGAGUGUCCUGUUGGGCAGGGUCAUGGGCAGCCCUGAGGGUCCCUCCCAGGGCACUAAGGGUAAAGGUCACUGCAGGUGACUGUGAAGGCCACACCCCACUUGGAUCCUCCAAGGUCAACUGUCAGAGCCGUGGUCCACCCUUCACUGAUGGGCUCUACAGGACGCCGUGGUCCAGGGGGUGAACUCACAGUGACCCCAUCACACAGGCUGAGAAGGGACCAGCAGCCACUCUCUGAACCAGCCUGUGACCUGUGGGCACAGAGCAGACCCCCCCCUCCCACCUCCCACCUGGAGGUCCUCUGUGAGCAGGACGGUGGGGGGAGGGGGCAGACGGACGUCAGUGGAAGUUUCAUCACAUGGUGGGACCCACGUCCAGGACAGGGACGCCCACCACUGACCACCCACUGAGGUUCCCGAGGUUCCUGUCACCUCUGGGUCCUGGGGAAAGGCUGCUCUUCCUCCUCAUCAUCUUCGUCACUGUGACUGUUCACCGUGUGUCCCCUCCCCCUGCAUGUGGGUGUCAGGUCACAUGUGUUAAAUAAAUGUGUCAAUAAUUGUCA
This is a messenger RNA of Phyllostomus hastatus (greater spear-nosed bat), 4000 nucleotides long. Its product is annotated as butyrophilin subfamily 3 member A3-like. The record is from RefSeq and is a predicted model, not a curated record. Gene Ontology annotation, cellular component: external side of plasma membrane. The coding region runs from base 1272 to 3122 and encodes 616 amino acids. Gene Ontology annotation, biological process: T cell receptor signaling pathway; regulation of cytokine production. Gene Ontology annotation, molecular function: signaling receptor binding. The transcript is spliced from 10 exons. Lineage: Eukaryota; Metazoa; Chordata; Mammalia; Chiroptera; Phyllostomidae.